This is a messenger RNA of Scatophagus argus, 1812 nucleotides long. RefSeq names its product v-maf avian musculoaponeurotic fibrosarcoma oncogene homolog a (paralog a) (gene mafa). Gene Ontology annotation, cellular component: nucleus. Gene Ontology annotation, biological process: regulation of transcription by RNA polymerase II. NCBI's taxonomy places the organism in Eukaryota, Metazoa, Chordata, Actinopteri, Scatophagidae. The record is from RefSeq and is a predicted model, not a curated record. Bases 410 to 1405 code for a protein of 331 amino acids. Gene Ontology annotation, molecular function: RNA polymerase II cis-regulatory region sequence-specific DNA binding; DNA-binding transcription factor activity, RNA polymerase II-specific. The transcript is spliced from 3 exons.
CAUCUGCUGUGUGAUCCCUCGAAAAAAUCGGCCCACCAGUCAGCGGCUUGAAACGUGCGAGGCUGUAUUCACUCCCUCACUUUCGGCUUUUCUCCCUCUCCGCUUGCGCAAUGUAUUCAUGAGGAAACCGUAAAGUGUUAAAUGUUUGAAAUACAAAACCGCCGAAUUUCACAUGCUGAAAAAGGACUCCGCUACUCGUGUGCGCGGCACUGGUGUGUCUGUGCAAUAGACUCUGCAAAGAAAAAAUACUCUUACACGCCUGCAAGUCCGUGGCUGCAAGGACGCUGAAAACCUCAUUUUUCAGUUUCAAGAUAAACCUUUAAAAAUCAAACUGGCUCACGUUCUUCCCAACCAACCCAGUUUGACAGCUGCGCUUCACCCCGUUUGGAGGACUGUCAGCAGCAAGAGGAUGGCAUCAGAGCUGGCAAUGAGCAACUCCGACCUGCCCACCAGUCCCCUGGCCAUGGAAUAUGUUAAUGACUUCGAUCUGAUGAAGUUUGAAGUGAAAAAGGAGCCGGUUGAGCCCGAUCGCAACAUCAGCCAGUGCAGUCGCCUUAUCGCCGGGGGAUCCUUGUCUUCCACCCCGAUGAGCACGCCGUGCAGCUCGGUGCCCCCUUCCCCAAGCUUCUCGGCACCCAGUCCGGGCUCGGGCAGCGAGCAGAAGACACACAUAGAGGAUUUCUACUGGAUGUCCAGUUAUCAACAGCAGUUGAAUCCAGAGGCGCUGGGCUUCAGCCCCGAAGACGCGGUCGAGGCGCUGAUCAACAGCAGUCACCAGCUCCAGUCGUUUGAUGGCUACGCCCGGGGCCAGCAGUUUGCUGGCGCAGCCGGAGCAGGAGGCACCAUGGCCGGGGAGGAGAUGGGGUCGGCCGCGGCGGUGGUGUCGGCAGUCAUCGCUGCGGCAGCCGCUCAGACGGGAGGGCAGCAUCACCACCACCACCAUCACCACCACAGCAGCAACCACCACCAGGCACCUGGCGUCCAGUCCAACGGUACUUCUGGGACAGUUCACCCACACAUGCGCUUGGAGGAGCGGUUUUCAGACGAGCAGCUGGUCACCAUGUCAGUGCGGGAGCUCAACCGGCAGCUACGGGGGGUCAGCAAGGAAGAAGUGAUCCGAUUGAAACAGAAAAGGAGGACCCUAAAGAACAGAGGCUACGCUCAGUCCUGUCGGUACAAGCGGGUCCAGCAGCGGCACGUCCUGGAGGGAGAGAAGACGCAACUCAUGCAGCAGGUCGAUCACCUAAAGCAGGAGAUCUCCAGGCUGGUCCGGGAGAGGGACGCGUACAAAGAAAAGUAUGAGAAGCUCAUCAGCAACGGCUUCAGAGAAAAUGGAUCCAGCAGCGACAACAACCCUUCAUCUCCGGAGUUUUUCAUGUCAUCGAGAAAAUUCCUGCAUCUGUGAUUUCAAGCCCCAUUCCUCCUUGCCCAUGGCUCUCUGAGAUAACCUAACAACUGAGCAGCCAUGACGUCAGAGAGGCCGACCGAUUGCACGGAGGCACCUACAAAGCACAACAUUCAAAAAUGACUUCAGUAAAGAACAAAAGACAAGACCCGCUGAAAUCCCUCAAAACCCCAACAGUGAAAUUCUAGAAAGCCUCUUACUAGUCCUGUUUCCCUCCCUGAAAUUUUACCUCCAGCUUUUUCUUUUCUUUUUUCUUUUUUUUUUUUUGUACAAAACAAGGAAAGAAAAAAAAACAGACUCAUACUCAUGAGAUGGUUGACAAUGUCAGAUAAAUACACUGGAAGGACUAUUUUCUCUUUGGUGGGAAGAUGAUGAUCAUUGAUGCAUGCUUCUGUAAAUAGAUCGUA